CGAAAACACCCGAACAUGCGAUGACACACUUCCGUCCUAACACGCACACCGUAGCCGAAGAGCCCCAAGACCCAUUUGACCAGGCGAUGUCCCUGCCACAGAACCCCAUCGUGCAACCUAUGCUCGAGGUCAACACUGGAGUUGUGCCCACACACACGCAGCUUUCCUACGAAAUUCUACCUGCUAUCGACUAUCCGCCGUCACAAAAUUCUACAGCCGAUAGCCCCGAGAUCCGCUUCGUAACACACGAUGGCGGCGAACUUCCGUUGCCAUGGGCACUUGAUAGUAGAGGUGACCGGCUUGUAGAUGCAAGAAUUUCUGCCCCGUUGCCUGAGGACGUCGCGGCCAAACUAAACCUCAGACUCCACUAUCCGGGCUGCUCGGAGGCGUACACCAGACAGAUCAUGUCUCGCAGAUCCACGGCAGCCGGCGAGCCUAUCUCUAUGAAGGAACUCGCGAAGAAGAUUGCCCGCGAGAUGGGUGCAUACAUAACACGCGAGAGAAACAGGGGGUGCCCUAUGAUGUUCAAGGGACGCCCAGUUGAGCUUGACGAUCUCCUGCUUUGGAGACUCCGCAGGGUUAGCUCGGGCUCCUGGACGGCCGACUUCAAGAUCGCGAGAUUUGAUUUCCCUCUAACUAUGUGACCUGCUUCCUAUAAAUGCCUAGAACAACAUUUCAAAGCUUUCUCCUCGAGCCAUGCAAGUCCCGCGGUGACUUGCAUUGGGGUAGAAACAUCCAUCUCUCCUUCCAUGCAGGCAAAAAUGCACUGGUCGAUAUCCACGCUGAUAACCACAGCUCUAUUCAUCCGACAAGAGCCUCACAAUCGCCUGACGUCCUUCGUCCCGUUUGGCGAGAAGAGGCGUGCCGGGAAAGACAGUGUGUCAUAUCAUAAUCCAUAUGAAUACGCUUGACGAUAGAUCUUAGCGGGAUCAACAUGCGCCAGGUCCGCGUCGGGUUAUGAGAUCGUGGCCUGGACAGCGAAGCAGAACUCGGCU
This is a messenger RNA of Dichomitus squalens LYAD-421 SS1, 995 nucleotides long. RefSeq lists its product as uncharacterized. The coding region runs from base 21 to 644 and encodes 207 amino acids. The transcript has 6 exons. The record is from RefSeq and is a predicted model, not a curated record. Lineage: Eukaryota; Fungi; Basidiomycota; Agaricomycetes; Polyporales; Polyporaceae.